AUGCCGGCGGCGCUGAGGUCGUCUCUGGACGGGAGCAUGACGGAUUCAGGAGAGCUGGAGCAGCCGGCGUCUCCAUGCCUCGGAAAAGUGCCCCGUGACCUGCUCCAAAACUUCCCUCACACCAAACGUGUGGGCAGCUACCUGGUGGGCAAGAUGAUCAACAAGGGCUCGUUUGCUAAAGUUAUGCUGGGCAUGAAUAUCAGUACAGGAGAGAAGGUGGCAAUCAAGGUGAUUGAUAAGAAGAAGGCUCGUCAGGAUUCAUACGUGUUGAAAAACAUGAAGCGCGAGCCGCGGAUUCACCAACUGAUCCGCCACCCCAACAUUGUCCUGCUGCUGGAGACUCUGGAGACGGAGAACUGCUACUACAUGGCAAUGGAGCUGUGCGGUGGAGGAGAUCUAAUGGAUCGCAUCUGUGACCGCAAGCGGCUGGACGAGAGAGAGGUGCGCAGAUUCACCCGCCAGAUACUGUCUGCUGUAGAGCACCUGCACAGACACGGCAUCGUACAUAGGGACUUAAAGAUUGAGAACUUCCUACUGGAUGAGCACAACAACAUUAAGAUAGUUGACUUUGGUCUGAGUAACACACUGAAGGGCGACUCUCUGUCUGUGGAUCUGCUGAACACUCAGUGUGGAAGUCCUGCUUACGCUGCUCCUGAACUGCUGGCGCACAAGAAAUACGGCCCUAAAGUGGACGUGUGGUCCGUAGGUGUGAGCAUGUUUGCCAUGUUGACUGGCACGUUACCCUUUACCGUGGAGCCCUUCAACAUCAAGCAGCUUCAUCAGAAAAUGGUGAAUGGAGAAAUCAGCCCCAUACCGUCAGACAUCAGCAAACCGGCUGUAGAGUUCGUCUUGUCUCUGCUGGAACCAGAACCAGCUAAAAGGCCAACAGUAAAAUCAGCAAUGGAGGACAAAUGGCUGAAUGAGGGUUAUGCCAAGAGACCCUUGCAUACAGUCAUUCAUAAAAACAGGAUGCGUCCUGAGGAUCUGAAUUCAGCUGUGUUGAACUACAUGACUGAAUCUUUAGGUUUUGGGCUUUCUGAUGUCAUCCACACGGUCAUCAGUAACAAGCCGUCCGCCAUCUUAGCGUGCUACCAUCUGCUGCUGAAAAAACUGACCAGGCAUCAGAAAGUGGUGCGGAGCAUGAAGAGAGAGGAGAACAGUGAAUGGAAUCUUCUGAAUAAAGGCUUGUUGAGAGGAAGAAGCAAUGCAAGUGCAAAGAGUCAGCAGCAGUCUCCACAGAGUGAUUCAGCCAAUGAGAGAAGCUCAAGGCAGGCUAAUAAGAGCCAGAGGAGCCAAUCACAGGACAGAGAUGCCCAGAGUGGCAUAAAAAGACCAGCGGAGACCAGCAGACCAAAGCAGACAAGCCUGGUGGACAGAGUAGAUUCUCCUGCUUCACCGCCGGUGGACACGGCUAAUGAGAUCGCCAUACUGGUGGAGACACAUGAUGGACUGAAUCCAAAGGUGUCAGUGUUUGUUGAGAAGGAUCUACUUCACGUCUGUUCACCGAAGUGCUCCUGCAGAGACGCGAGCGACCCCAAUCUCUGUGACUCUGCUCCCUGUGAUGCCACAGACAUCUCUAGAGACUCCCAGAUGAUCAAAACACCAGUCAAAACACAUGAUCUGAGACCUACAUACUCUGACAAAUAUCAAGCGCUGGAAUGUGAACAUCAGCACGACGACAAGCUAGAAAAGUUGCAGACGUUCUACUCGGACAAGGGGCCUUCUCCCAGAACAGGACAGCGCUUUAAAGACCUCUUACUGGCCAUUGAGGAGAAAACCUACAACGCUCGACACCUCAGCACGGUAGAAACUACAACACAGACGUCUCCUUUACCGCGUCUGCGUCACACAGGAACGCUGAAAGAAGGCACAGCUAGAAAAGUGACAUGGGUUGGUCUUACGCGCCACACAACGGCUGGCACAGGCUCCUCGCCUUUCUUAGUUAAUGGCUCAAAACCGCCAUUGUUUCCAUCUCAGAGACAACAAGCUCUCGUCAUUAAAAACCUGAGACACGCAAAGGAGAAGAGGAACACGGUAACGGGAGGAGGCAUAGGGAUGGCCAGUAAUACAGCGAAAAGAAACACAGUGCAGUUGCGCACCGCGAUACAGCGCAAAGUCACAGACCUCAACCUACCGCUGCUUCCGUCUGCUUUGCAAAACAAGUCGGACAAAAAGUCAGAGAUACUCCGAAUGGAUUUUGGCUGA
Messenger RNA from Danio aesculapii, 2205 nucleotides. Its product is annotated as hormonally up-regulated neu tumor-associated kinase homolog A. The transcript has 10 exons. Gene Ontology annotation, cellular component: cytoplasm. Lineage: Eukaryota; Metazoa; Chordata; Actinopteri; Cypriniformes; Danionidae. Bases 1 to 2205 code for a protein of 734 amino acids. Gene Ontology annotation, molecular function: protein serine/threonine kinase activity; ATP binding. The record is from RefSeq and is a predicted model, not a curated record. Gene Ontology annotation, biological process: protein phosphorylation; intracellular signal transduction.